Messenger RNA from Papilio xuthus (Asian swallowtail), 2418 nucleotides. It is a transcript of the gene axed, whose product is annotated as BTB/POZ domain-containing protein axundead. Gene Ontology annotation, cellular component: cytosol. NCBI's taxonomy places the organism in Eukaryota, Metazoa, Arthropoda, Insecta, Lepidoptera, Papilionidae. The coding region runs from base 401 to 1591 and encodes 396 amino acids. Gene Ontology annotation, biological process: neurogenesis. Gene Ontology annotation, molecular function: protein binding. The transcript has 2 exons. The record is from RefSeq and is a predicted model, not a curated record.
GUUCGUGGCUCGCGCUGCCCUCACGCCAACACACCGCGAGCUAAUAUUAGCCCGCCAGCGUGACACUAUACUUACAACGUGUUAGUGCUAGCCCGCGAGCGUGACACUGCGCGGCGUGCUAACCUCGCACUGAGCCCGGUUCGGGUUUUUCCGCGCGAGCUCGCAGGGCGGGCGGCGCGCGCCGGCACCACCCUAUCUUCCCAAUAAGAAAUCAACCAUAUAACCAGUCGCACGUCCUGAAAAUAGUCUAUUAAUUGCUGUAAUUUUCACAUAUUUUCAGUAUAUAAGCAUUUUGUGCAGUGAUAGUUGAAAAUUUUGAACGUUUAAGGAGAUUUCCAUGUGAAAUGUGAGGAGGGGCAGAGGGACAUAACAACAGGUCUGAUAAGAAGCAGUCAACAAAAUGACGAUAGUAACGAACCCUGCACGCACAAACUCCGAGGAUGAGAUCGACGCGGGCUGCGAGAUCAUGCCGUGCGGCGAGUCCUCCGGCCUCACCAUCGACGAGAAUAUGCGUCUCUACGACGAUGAGAAGCAGAGCGACAUCGUGUUCGUGGCGGGCAUCAACGGCGACACCUGGCGAUACCCCGGCCACCGGCGCGUGCUUGCCGCCACAAGCCCCGUCUUCGCCGCACUGCUCUCCGCUAAGACAGAUGUCAUCGUCGUUGACUAUAUUGACCGUCGCGGCUUCGACCAGCUCCUGCGGUACCACUAUUGCGAGCCCACCCAACUCAACUCCGUGGCCACGGCGCGAUGCUCCCUCGACGCCGCCUACAAGUUCCUAUGCCCGCAGCUCGCCGAGCGCUGCGCACGCCGGCUUGAUGAGAUGCUAAACGCCAGCGUCGCUCUCGAGAUCUUGCGCGACCUGCGCUUCAUGUGCGCGCGACUACCGGGGGCCGCCUCCGCGCCGCCGCUGCCUUCUCUCACUGACGAUAUGGCCGCGCGUCUGCUCGCCCAGUGCUCCUGCUGGUGUGACUCCCUCGCACACAACGCUCUUCUCGUGCUCGACGAGAACGCCGACGAGGCACUCACUGAUGAGCGGCUCGAAGAACUCACUUACGAGGAUCUCGCGCUGAUCGUGAAGCGCGAUACCCUGCGCGUGUCGAACGAGCUCGUGCUAGCGGAAGCACUGUCGCGGUGGAGCACGGCGGCGUGCAAGCGCACCAAGCGCGAGCUGACGCCAGGCAACAAGCGCGCUGCGCUGGGCGAGUUGGCGUACUGCCCACGCUACCUGCUGCUGGCGGGCGAGGAGCUGGAACGCGCUCUGGCUCUGGAGUUGCUGGAGCCGAUGGAGCGUGCGUUGGUUAUGGCACGCGCACGCAAGUUGUCGGCACCGGUGCCUGUGGGCGCGGAGCAGGAGGCACUGCUACGACAGUGGGCGCGCCCGCGACCCGCCACUCCCGCCGCGCUGCCCGUGCACCUCAGCGCACGCUCCGAGCCCGCCGACGAGCAGCCCAGUAAGCUGUGUGCGCGCCGCGCUAAGCGUCCCAAGCGGCCGAGCUUCGCACCAGAAGAGAGGAAGGCCCCGAAGCGCGGCUGCUGCUCCUCGUUCUGCGACGGUUUGCUGCGAGCCUUCAUCUGCCUUUUUGAUUGAAUUUAAGAAAAUCGUUUGUCGCAGGCGCGUCUAUCUAGGCAUUGUUUGUUAGUGUGUGGAAUAAUUGUUCAAUGUGAAAUCUUCCUAGACGACAACACUUUCCUUCUAGCUUAUAUGUGUCUACAUAUACACACUACACACUAUUCAAUAUAUUAUGUCGUCUCGAUACGGACAAAACAAAUGCAUCUUCACUACAUGAAGUGUUUAUUGUAUAAAUGUGUAGAGAAAAAUAAUUUAUUAUUUAGUAAUAUUAUCGUAACUCUAUAUUAUGAUGACUUUUCUGUAAAAAUAUCGGGUAUUCUAUAUCUACAAUCUUUGUAUUUUUCAAAAGUUUAUACUAAAUCUUAAAAAAUAUCAGAUAUUAUAUUUCCAAACAAAAUAAAUCCUCAAGGAGGUGGACGGAAAUUUAAGUUGUACAAAAUUGUCAUUAAAUUUUUCUAUCGGUAAUUUCUUUGACUUAAAUUUUUCUGUAAUGAGUUUUAAAAAGUCAUAUAAAAUGCAUGAAAUGUAAAAUUUAUUGAAUAUUAUGCAUUAUUUCCACUUUAUAGAACAAAAUAUAACUCGCUAUAAUAUUGUGUAGCUUUGUUGUCUUUGUAGUAAAAUGUCGUGCUUUUCUUUAGAGAAAAUUGAUGUUAAAUUCGUAAUUUGCUUCUUUCUUGUUCUUAUAUGAAAUUGUAAAACAAUUUGCAGUGCGGAAUAUAAGCGGGUUUCCACUGGUAAAAGAUGUGCACUAAAGCACAUUAUCAACUCUUAUUUAAAAAAAAAUUACGUUAGAAAUAAUGAUUACACGAUUAUAUCUUACUUUGUUGCAUUUAUAAUUAGCGAAU